Messenger RNA from Myzus persicae (green peach aphid), 3441 nucleotides. Its product is annotated as protein MMS22-like. Gene Ontology annotation, biological process: double-strand break repair via homologous recombination; replication fork processing. NCBI's taxonomy places the organism in Eukaryota, Metazoa, Arthropoda, Insecta, Hemiptera, Aphididae. The record is from RefSeq and is a predicted model, not a curated record. Bases 208 to 3300 code for a protein of 1030 amino acids. Gene Ontology annotation, cellular component: nuclear replication fork. The transcript is spliced from 20 exons.
UAACAGUAAGAAUACAAAUUAUAAUUUAUAUUAUUUAGAAUAUUACAAUAUUAAAUAUUCAAUACUAGGUACUAAUUAUUCCUUAUUCCUUCUGUUUUUCUAAUUUCUAACCAAGUGCAUAGGCACCAUUUGGUGGAGAGUGUCAACUCUGUGCAGGACAGUCGCUCAGUCCAAUAGAUUCCGAGGUUGUCGUAUUAGUUUCCACCCAUGCAUUUAUUCUCAGCAGGACGUGAUAUAGAAAAUGACAAUCAGUCCACAAUGUCAUUUAAUUGUUUUAACUGCAAAGGACGACCAAAUAUUUCAAAUGAACAAUUUAUUAGAAGUGAACAAAACUUCAAUAAUUCUGUUAUAAAUAAUGAUGAAAAUCAAUCCGACCGUUAUGUAUUGUUUGGCAAUUCAUUUCAUAAGGGUAAUAGUUUAGUGUACGAUAUUCCUAUACUAUUCAGAAUGGCAAAAAAACAUUUGUUAAGCUUAAGUUCUGUUGUACGAGAUCAAUAUAAGACAUUCAGAUCUCACGAACAAAGUAAUUGCAAAGCAAUUAAUUUUUCUGAUAUUAGACAAGAAAUUUCCGAGUUUCUUAUAUUUUUAAGAGACUGUCUUCAAAGAAUGAAGGAAUGUGAAAGUUAUAAUUGGUUGAUGGAAUCGCAUGGGAAAAAAAUUGAAUCAGAGCUAAAUAAUUUAUAUUCAACACUUGGACAGUUUCAUAAUUUAUCUGAAACAAUUAUACAACAUGCUCUAACUUCAUCUGAUUGCAAAAAUAACAUAUACUAUCAUUUAUAUCAUUGUCAUUUGGAUGUAAGAUGGUUUAAGUUAUCUUUGCUUUCAGAAUUACCCAAAAGUAAAGAUACUUUUAAACAUUCUUUACAUAAUGCUUUGCAUGAUUUAGUACAGUUAGCAAGAAAUAGAUUUAAAAAACUACCACUCAAAGAUCUACAUUUCAAAAGUGCAUUACUUUGUGAUUGCACCUAUGACUUUUUGGUACUCAUACAGUAUUUAAUUAAUAAACAACAAUUACUAUACAAUUCUGAUAACUUCUGGCAGUAUUUCAACAAGGCUUUAACAGAUGUCAAUUUCGUUGAUUGUGAUGAACUUAUUUUUCGAUUAUGGCUUUUAAACAGUUUACAACAAUCUGACAAAUCAACAUCAAUAGACUUGAAAGAUAGUGGUUUGGUGUUCAUUCUUAAAGAAUUGCUCAAAUAUGAGCCCAACGAAGUACAAUUGAAAUUAUCAGUUUGUUUAUUGGAAAAUAUUGUAAUAUCCUCGUUAAAUACUGAACCAGUAAUUGUGUUGUGGGAAUAUUUUCAUAAAAGAUUAAACUCGACAUUUUAUUCAUCAGACAUGAAGAUUCAGAACAUUGCUUGUAUCAGUAAAAAUGGUCCUGAACUUCUUAUUCAGACUAACAAUCUGUUUUCUGCUCAACAAACUGAUUUACUAUCUAAUUACAAUAGUUUUCAAUUAUUUCAAAGAUUACUGGGUCUUCAUUUACAAAAUAUCAAAUACAACUCAAAAGAUUGGAAUCAAAUAAAAGGUAGAAUAUUUUCAAAAUUCUCACCAAGUAAACUUAUGUCAUUUAAUGAUGUUGGAUUUUAUAAUUUUACAACAUUGUUCUUGACAUUAUCAAUUAUGUCUGAUGAUACAUCACAAAUAGCACUUAAAUAUCAACAUCUUGUAAAAUUAAUUUCUGAACCAAAAUUAGAUGCUAGUACUAGAUCGACAUAUUGGAAAGGCACUGUGGCAUUUUUAAUAUUGCAUUCACAACAAAACAUUUCAAUGACUGCGUAUGGAACAGCACUAUUGGAUACAUUAAAUACCACAUCUCAAGAAUACAUAACUGUUUAUUUAGAUGGUCUUAAAGAAGUAUUUGUAUUCAGUGAAUUUUUAACUUAUGGACAACAUACUCUUAUUGGUCCUUGGUUUGAAAAUUAUCUUAGUACAAUAAAACCAUUGGAUAGUAAUGAAGUCUUACAAACAGUUUUACUCAUACUGGAAAAGCUAAAAAAAGUAGGAAAUGAUCAAUCCAUGCCUUUCUCACGUGAAAAUGGAAUAUUUUUACUCUACAACUCAUUGUACACCUACUUGUUGCCGUUCUUAAAAAAGUCGUGUUUAACAGUUGACUGUGGUACAAUUGUAGCAGAUAUUGCCGCGAGAUUUACAAUUAUUUCAUCUAAACCAGCAUUUUCUGAUACAAAAGUGAUGUUAUUCAAUUUUUUUGUUGUGAAUCAAGGAAUUAAUAUAAAAUUGCUUAAUCGAUAUUUAUCAACCAUAAUUAAAGAAAAUGUCAUUGCUAAUGUCCAUGGAUACAACAGUUUAGCUUUAAUUAAAGAUAUUAAAUUUCGUCAAAAGAUGAGUGAAAAAGUGUCCGAUUAUUUUUACAGUAUCAAAAUAUGGGUGAAUAUUUUAAUAAAACAACACAAACAAAAUGAUGAAAUAUAUAGGUUAUAUAUGGUCAUUGGUUAUGUGUUUGAAAAAAUUUCGCCAUUAAUUUAUGUUAAAGGUAAACCAAAUACUAUCCUACAGGAGUUAUUAGAUUCAAUGCUCCUGGGUGUAAGCUUGAGAAGUCCCAAUUCCAAAAUCCAUCCAAGUGUCAUAACUGCCUUACAAUCUAGUUUACAUCGCUACUUUAUAGGAUUGUUUCGCCUGAAUCCAAAAACAGAUCUGUAUAUAGCUCGUUGUCUUCGUGAACUGAUUUCUUUAUACUUCCCAAAAAUUUUGGUUGGAAUCAAAUCAUCAGAUGAGUUGCCAUUAUUAAAAUUCUUUGAAGAAAAACCAGACUAUGAAAUUCCUGAACGUGCCUUGUUAUUAGAAUUACUUGUAUCAACAUUUUUAAGUAAACGUCACCGAACACCGGAUAGCAGCGUUGCACAAGUCUUGGAUUAUAUAAAUAGUAUUAUAAAAAUAAGCCAAAACAAUAAAUUAGUGAUUUUAUCAAUUAUUCAACAUACAUUAAUGCGCAUUUGCUCAGUAUCAAUGUUUUGCGAAGAAACUAAUGUUUGUAAACGAAUCACCAAUGAAAUUAUCAACACAUUUAUUAAUUUAUGUGUGUCACAGUCUAAUGAAGAAAUCAAAAAUGAAGUCAUGUCAUCCAUGAAUGCACUUUGUGAAGAACACUUAGCAUUUUCUUCAAAAUUAAUAUUUGAAUUUUUUGAUCACAUGAUAACCAUUUCACCAGAUUUUGUUACUUGUUUCCUACCAAAACUUGUAGCACACAUUGAAAAAGUUGAAUGGAAAAGAGGCAUUGGUUCAGAUUUUACUCUUAGGAGAGGAUUAGAAAGAAUUCAAAUAAAACUUGGAAAAAUAUAAAACAAAAGCAGUUGUUACUUUUUUUUAUAUUAUUAAAUAUGAUCAAUGUUAGAUAUGAAGCAACGAGUAUUUAUUUGAAAAUUUUUCCUUGAUUGAAAGGUCUGCCAUCCUUGUCCUUGGCAGUCCAAGCAAAGUACUCGC